Paramisgurnus dabryanus is the source of this 6354-nucleotide messenger RNA. The record is from RefSeq and is a predicted model, not a curated record. Lineage: Eukaryota; Metazoa; Chordata; Actinopteri; Cypriniformes; Cobitidae.
UGUCGGACUGUGAGGAUGAGCUGCAGCGCGGUGCUCUGUCAAUACGGGUCUGAUAACGCAAACAGUACGGCGACAUAAAUGAAAUACACUCAUUGACUCUUUUUGAUGUAUUCUGAGAUUAAUAACCUGCGAGAAAGUGGAGACUUUGAGUCUAAAUAAAGCGAUGGACGAUCAGCACAAAGCGAUUUAAAACAAGAUAAACAGAGUAGAAAGGUGCCCUCUCUUUCUUGGAGUCUGAUUAUUAGUCUGUCUGGUCUCCAGCUCAUCUCUGUCUGGGUUAGGCAAGCAGUGAUCUUCCACAGCAGACAUCUCUGUGGACUUCAGCUAGUGGUCUGAGGAGGAGUCAUGGGGUCGGUAUGGGCCUACCCAUUAGCCCUGCCUGUGCUGGCUGUUCUGGGCCUCAUUAUCGGCGCAUGGAGUCUCAACCCAGAUGACCCGAAUGUCUGCAGCCACUGGGAGAGCUAUGCGGUGACUGUUCAGGAGUCCUACGCCCAUCCUUUCGACCAAAUCUACUACACUAGGUGCACCGACAUCCUCAACUGGUUUAAAUGCACCAGACACAGGACCAGCUAUAAGACAGCAUACCGGCGUGGAGUGAGGACCAUGUACCGUCGUCGCUCUCAGUGUUGCCCUGGGUACUUUGAAAGUGGAGACUUGUGUGUCCCUCGAUGUACCGAGGAGUGCGCCCAUGGUCGCUGUGUAUCUCCGGAUACGUGCCAGUGUGAACCAGGUUGGGGAGGACUGGACUGCUCCAGUGGUUGUGAAAGUGGCCACUGGGGGCCACAUUGCAGCAAUCGCUGUCAGUGUAAGAAUGGAGCCCUGUGUAACCCCAUCACAGGAGCCUGUGUCUGCACAGACGGCUAUCAAGGUUGGCGAUGCGAGGAUCAGUGUGAGCCUGGAUACUAUGGCAAGGUCUGUCAGCUGCAAUGUCAAUGCCUCAAUGGUGCCACCUGCCACCAUGAGACUGGGGAAUGCAUAUGUGCACCAGGCUAUAUGGGCCCCAUCUGUGGAGAGCGCUGUCCCUCCGGAAGUCACGGGCCUCAGUGCGAGCAGCGCUGCCCCUGUCAGAACGGAGGAACCUGCCAUCACAUCACAGGCGAAUGUUCCUGCCCUGCUGGAUGGACGGGGUCUGUGUGUGCCCAGCCAUGCCCAUUUGGCAAAUAUGGAAUCAACUGCAGUAAGGAAUGCUCCUGUCGAAAUGGAGGACUUUGUGACCACAUCACAGGACAGUGCCAGUGUAUGGCAGGCUAUAGCGGCCACAGGUGUCAGGAGGAGUGUCCGGUCGGGACUUACGGCCCCCAGUGUGCCCUUUACUGCGACUGUCAAAAUGGGGCCAAAUGUUAUCACAUCAACGGGGCAUGUUUGUGUGAUACGGGAUUUAAAGGCCCUCACUGCCAAGACAGGUUCUGUCCACCGGGACUCUACGGUCUCAUCUGUGACAGAUACUGCCCCUGUAAUGCCACCAACACGCUCAGUUGCCACCCACUGACAGGUGAAUGCUCAUGUGCUGCAGGAUGGUCAGGUCUGUACUGCAAUGAGACUUGUCCCCCAAGUUACUAUGGUGAAGGAUGUAGUGUGCCGUGCCAGUGUGCUAAUGGAGCAGACUGCCACAGUCUCACAGGGGCAUGUAUCUGUGCCCCAGGCUAUACCGGAGAUGACUGUUCCCAGACCUGUCCACCUGGACUAUACGGUACUAACUGCACUUCCGUCUGCCACUGCCACAACCAGGCAUCCUGUUCCCCAAUCGAUGGCUCCUGCAUCUGUAAAGAAGGUUGGCAGGGUGUAGACUGCUCAAUCCUUUGCUCCAGUGGCACUUGGGGUUUGAGCUGUAACCAGACUUGUCUGUGUACCAACGGUGCAGCUUGUGACCCAGUAGAUGGCUCAUGUACCUGCUCUUCAGGGUGGAGAGGGGAACGAUGCCAACAGCCCUGCCCUGAUGGCACAUAUGGGCUGGAGUGUCGGGAACGCUGUGACUGUAACCACGCUGAUGGAUGUGACCCUGUGAGUGGCUUCUGUCGCUGUCUGCCAGGAUGGACGGGGAUCCACUGUGACAGCAUCUGCCCUCAAGGUUUUUGGGGUCCGAACUGCUCCAUGACCUGCUCGUGCAUGAACGGAGGCUCAUGCUCUCCUGAAGAUGGAACAUGCAUGUGUGCACCCGGGUACCGCGGCACUUCCUGCAAGAGAAUUUGCCCUCCUGGUUUCUAUGGGCACCGCUGCAGUCAGUCGUGCCCACAAUGUGUGCACAGCACUGGGCCCUGCCACCACGUUACGGGUCACUGUGAAUGCCUUGCCGGCUUCUUCGGCUCGCUUUGCAACCAAGUUUGUACCAGUGGCAGAUAUGGGAAAGCCUGUGCUGAGAUCUGUCAGUGUACUAACAACGGCACCUGCAAUCCCAUCGACGGCUCCUGUCAAUGCUACCCAGGCUGGACCGGAGACGACUGCUCACAGAUUUGUCCUAUAGGCCAGUGGGGGCCUGACUGCUUGAACUCAUGUAACUGUCACAACGGAGCCCAAUGUAGUGCCUACGAUGGAGAGUGCAGGUGCAGCCCAGGCUGGACCGGCCUCUACUGUACACAGCGCUGUCCCUCAGGGUUUUAUGGGCGAGAUUGUGCAGAGGUGUGCCGCUGUCAAAAUGGAGCUGACUGUGAUCACAUCACUGGCCAGUGUGCCUGUCGGACUGGCUUUAUUGGGAUCAACUGUGAACAGAAGUGUCCUCCUGGGACUUUUGGCUAUGGAUGCCAACAGCUGUGUGAGUGUAUGAACAACGCCACCUGUGACUAUGUGACGGGAACGUGUUACUGCAGCCCCGGAUACAAAGGAAUCCGCUGUGACCAGGCUGCUUUGGUGAUGGAGGAACUGAACCCCUACACUAAGAUCAGUCCUGCUCUGGGUUCAGAGCGCCAGUCUGCCGGUGCUGUCAUGGGCAUCAUCUUCCUGCUCCUCAUCAUCAUGGCCAUGCUCAGUCUGUUUGUUUGGUUCAGGCAGAGACAGAGAGACAAAGGCCAGGACAUGCCCAGCGUCUCAUACACUCCUGCUCUACGCGUUACAAACACAGAUUACUCCCUCUCCGAGACAUCUCAAAGCAGCAGCGCUGGCCAGUGCUUCUCCAAUCCAAGCUAUCACACUGUAGCACAGUGCAACAUCUCUUCCUCCGCCACAAACAACCUAGAUGGCACUCUCACGCUUAAGAAAGGAGACAAGAGCAGUUCAGAAUGGAGAGCUUACUGCAAUAUCAACGACCUGGGAGUAGCAAGAGGAGACACACUUACAUUGAGAGACAACAAAACCACCAGGAUGGCCAAAGAUUACAUAAAGGCCUCCAUGUGCAGCUCCAGCUCAUGUUCACUGAACAGCGAGAACCCGUACGCCACUAUCCACGAUCCGCCCAGCCUGGCCUGUAAGCACACUGAAAGCAGCUACGUAGAGAUGAAGUCCCCAACUCACAGAGACCUGACCUUCUGCUCCAGCGCCAGCUCGACCCUGACCACUGCCAGCAGGAACGUUUAUGACGUGGAACCGACAGUGAGCGUUCUUCAGGGACCCAACGGACUGGCGACGGGUUUCUCCCAAAGUCCUUACGACCUCCCGAGAAACAGCCACAUUCCAAGCCACUAUGACAUCCUACCCAUGCGCCACAGCCCCACACACACGCCUCCUCCUCCAGAAAGCCCACCGAGCUCCCUGCUGUAGAGCCCACUCCUCCAUCAGACUGAAGACUGGCUUUUCGGGGGUCUCUUUUAUCAAAUAUCUGCCUCUCUUUAUAUUCCUCUUUCUUUCAAACACACAUUCAAUUUCAAAUGCAUGAGUAGAUUAUGUUGGACAUGACACACGGACUCUAUUCCUCUUUCUGUUAAAUAGAGGAGGAUUGCAGGAAACGGACUGUACACAAGCCCAACAACAAGAGCGCUACUGCUGAACAGAUUUGGACACCAGCGACUAUUCAUUAUCCUUCUCAUCUAUCAAUGACUUUUGUAACAAGCUGUGCGUAACACAUCAGGAAAAACAGGUGUAGGAAAUGCAUCCUUUGUUUAAAGGCCUCUGAAUGACUGUGAAGAAGACUUUUGGACAUGUUUAUUCUUCAUGACAUGAGCUCAACAGACUGGAACACAUAAUCAAUGCAACUCAAUGAUCCAAAACUUUUUUAAUCUGUAGUUGGCAUCGAUUUGGAACUGGGAGUCAGUGGUGACCAUGAAGGGGCACGUCCAUAUUCCCAGAGCAAUUGAGCAUUCAGAAAUGACUCCAAGGCUUUGGUGACAAAGCAUGGUUUGAAAGAAAUAUCUUUAUUGUGUUACAAAAACAUUCACCUACAGAUUUCAUAUUACUUUGGUUAUCGAUCAUAACUUUAUAACACAUUACCACUUAUAAACCCUAAACAGAGAUAUUUAUAAAAGUUUAUGAAGAGAGCCUGGGAUCAACAUGAGCUUAAAAAUGCUGUAAUGCUCAUUUGUGUAACAACCUGGUGCUUUCUACUGUACAUAGACGUUUAUGACUGUUGCGAUCGGUUAUUUGGUUGUGCGUCUUAUAAACGUGGGAUUAAGUUGUGUAUCUUAAGUAAUGCUUUCAACUGGUUUAGUUGUUCUCAGUAUGUUUACAUUUUUGAAACAUGAGUUAAUGGGCCUUGAAGGGUUUUAAUUUUGUGAUUCUGUAUUUAGGAUGUUUAUUUAUACUUUGUUGAAAUGAUGUUUUUUCUUUGUGUAAGUGAAACAUAUUUAAAAAGGAAAAGACUAAGCAUGAACAAAUAAGGAUACCAAUUAUUUUCACGUGCUUGUGCUAUUUGUGCACAGUAUCAAUAUAUAAACUCAACAUUAUAUGUUAGCGUUCAUGUCAAAAUAGACUCCAGGAUCAGACCUCAUACGUGUCCUUAAAAAAACCACGGUAUAAAUAGAUUUGGAGAUGUGCUUUCCUUGUGUAUCAGCAGAUUGUUUUGCGAGUCGUUGAUUUCAGCUUUGUUUCGAAGUGGCUUCAUUCCCUCACGAUAGCAAUAACAUAGUGACAAUCAUUCAUAAAUAAAACAAUGCAUUUCAUCAACCCCACCAGCUUUACAGCUCAAUGACUCCCCAUUUGCUUUUAUGAUUGGUUUCAAAUUUGAUGCAUUUAAUGUUCUUCCCAUUUUACUGCUGCUUGAUGUUUUCUUAUAAAAUACAAAAUAAACUUAGAAGUCCCAGUUGCAGAGCUCUCUUCAUUUAUUAAUUGUACCCUGUCUGUGAAAUCUAGGCUAAAGUCUCAAUCUAUUUAUGAGAUUAGGAGCAUUAAAGUUUGAUUUCACGCAUUGAUUUUAAUUUAAAUCUUUGACAUGAGCUUACCCAGUCAAUAUUAAAGAUAUAACAGAAUGUUCUUUACAUUAUGUACGAUGAUUUGAUGCAGAAAACAGUAAAUGACAAAAGCACAUCCAAGCAUUUCGUAAGGAAUAAUUAAUGACGGGCCGUUAAUUUAUUAUUUGAAAAUAAUGCACACCCAAAGUCAUAACACGGCAGGAGUUACCACAAAAACUGCUCUGAUGGUUAUUUUAAAACAUUUGACAGGUUAGGUGUGCAUUUUACAUAUAAUUUUGAAUAAACAGGGUUCCCACACAUUAGCUAACUUCAAAUUCAAGGACUUUUCAGGUCCAAUACCCUCAAAUUCAAGGACCAAAUGUGGGGACACAUUUCAAGUGAGAGCAAGGUCACAUUGUGUUACCUUUUAAGAUACACUGUUACAGUUCUCUUUUUAGAGGGAACUCGCGCUGCGUCACUGCGGUGACAUGUUGGGGACGCCUCCAGGGGUAAGUGCGUCUGAAUGUGUAUAUCAAAUUCAACCAAUCGUGAGGCUUAACGACAAAGACAGGGUGACGCGGGAGGCAGGAAGUAUAUCGCUAUCUGAAAUAUUGCCAAAGACGGUGUUACAGGGACGCAGUAAGUAUGGCAAGGGAGACGCAGCAUCUCGUUCCCUUCUCAGGGAACAACAGUUACACAUACAUAACCCGAGACGUUUUCAUGUGUCAAACACAACUAUGCAACAAAGCAUUUUGGUAUGAAUCAACAUUCGCAUACAGAAGAUAUAAACAUUUAAAACAGUUUAGCACGUGUGCUUAAAAGGCUAGAAAUUUUAUGAUAUUAUCCUACACUACACAGGGAAUAAUAUGUUUUUUUCCCAGAAAACUUCUUGCAUAAAAUAGAUUCAAGCACUUUCAUGUAUCUAUGUAUGUAUAUUUUCAAAAACUUACCAGGGCCUAGAUUUUUCCCCCCACAUUUACAAACUUUCAAGGAUUUCAAGGUCCCGUGGGAACGCUGAAUAAACCACUUUAACGUAAAAAUAAAAAAUGUCCCACUGAAAAGCACAAAAAAGUAAACAGGACACUAAAGAACCAUCCAGAAC